Molecule: messenger RNA, 1059 nt
Organism: Anopheles nili
Lineage: Eukaryota; Metazoa; Arthropoda; Insecta; Diptera; Culicidae
Product: LIM/homeobox protein Lhx3-like
Exons: 4
Coding region: 1-1059 (352 amino acids)
Biological process (GO): positive regulation of transcription by RNA polymerase II
Cellular component (GO): nucleus
Molecular function (GO): DNA-binding transcription factor binding; transcription coactivator activity
Source: RefSeq, a predicted model, not a curated record
AUGCAGCAGUACGGUUUCCCUGUUGAGGGCCACGAUGGAUGGGGUGCUGUGCAAGUGAAACCAAUCAACAACCACACAAUCAAUGCACAGCCGAAUAAAGCUUUCUAUUCCGGCAGCGUGUCAGCAACUAUGGGACACACGACAGUUACACCUAGCGCGCCGACGACAACCAUCCAGUCGUCAGUUUCAUCCACACCAAAUCUGGUUGCUUCAACGGGUUUAGUCAAAGAUUGUGCCGGAUGUGGGAAGCGCAUAACCGAGCGCUUCCUAUUGAAAGCAUUAGAUAUUUUUUGGCACGAAGAUUGUCUCAAGUGCGGUUGCUGUGAUUGCCGCCUUGGCGAGGUAGGCUCAACAUUGUAUACUAAAGCGAACCUAAUCCUAUGUAAGCGAGACUAUCUUAGACUAUUCGGUACGACUGGAUACUGUGCGGCUUGCAAUAAGGUGAUACCAGCCUUCGAGAUGGUCAUGCGUGCCAAAAACAAUGUAUACCAUCUAGAAUGCUUCGCUUGCCAACAGUGUAAUCAUAGGUUUUGUGUUGGAGAUCGUUUCUAUUUAUGCGAUAACAAAAUUCUGUGCGAAUACGACUACGAGGAGCGAUUAGUAUUUGCGAGUAUGGCCUGCAACCCAUCUAGCUUAGCGCACAUUCGGAGGCAAGUUAGUAAUUUACAGCCCACUGGAGAAAAUAACCUCUCGAGUGGCGGACGAUUGCCAUCAACCAGCUCUAAUCGAUCUUCAUACGUAACAGAAAAACUCGGCUUGACAACACAAAUCCAAGAACCGCUGCUGCAGAUUCAACAACAGCCAUCAACACCAGCUCCGGCAACAACAUCGUCGCCAGCCACGAUAUCUUCGACGUCGUGUGAAACUCAGCCGUCAGGUUCACUCGUUAUGUCGACAACCUUAUUGCAACAUCAAUCUGGAAGUAGUAAUUUUCAUAUGCAACAUAUUCCGCAACAACAACAGCAACAUGCAACAAUUCCAGGAACGCAUAGGGAUGAUGGGUCAAGUGGAUACGGCAGUCCUGACUCGGAAAUCUUUGAAAUGUCCAAUAACCAAUGA